CUCCAGUCUGUCAGACAGACUUUGUUGGUGCUCGCUGCGUGAUUUUGAGGCCUGUGGGUCCUUGAUAAAUAACCCGUUUUGUAAUCUGGCAUUAUAUGCCCGCAUCUCGAAGUCGUAUUCGUUUUCAUCUCGUAGUAUCCUUGUAGGACUGCAAACAGCGGCGUACGACAGCACAAUACACCUUUACAUUUUCACUCUGUCCGGUUCUCCCACAAGGCAACAUGGCCAGAAGGGCAUCUAUCAUAGAUGAGCAGACUCCGCUCCUCGCGUCGACUGCCCAGGAUCCUUCAAAUCAAAUUAACGAAGUCGAAGUAAUCGAGGAGAGCGCCUACGCCGGCUCGGUGCACGUCAACGGCUCUUCAAAGCCAGGCGACAAUGAGGACAAACCUCUACCGAUGGGCCAAAUCCUGGUCCUCUGUAUUUCGCGCAUCGUCGACCCAGUCAGCUUUUUCUGCAUAUUUCCCUUCUUGCCUAAAAUGGUAGAGAAGAUGAACGUCCCCGAGGCAGACGUUGGCUUCUACACCGGUCUCAUAGAGUCCUUGUCGUCGGUGAUGCAAGUGUUGACCAUGAUUUUGUGGGGAAAGGCCGCGGACCGAUAUGGUAGGAAGCCUGUAUUGGUCAUAUCAAACUUUGCCUGUGCCAUUUUCACGACCUUGUUCGGAACGUCCCGUUCGAUAUGGCAAUUGAUCCUGUUUCGCUGCUUAUCCGGCUCCUUUACGGGAUCCAUCCUAGCGGUCAGAGCCAUGUUCCACGAGCUGAGUACGCCAAAGACUGAGGCCAGAGCUUUCAGCUACUUUGCAUUCACCGGCAACUUGGGCAUUUUCCUUGGUCCGGCCAUCGGAUCCUUAGCACGGCCCGCAGAGCAGUACCCGGAUGUUUUUGGUAACAUACAAUUCUUCCACGACUGGCCCUACGUUCUACCCUGCGCUAUUUCGGGCGCUUUGGGAUUGAUUGGCGCGAUCAGUGCAAGUUUGUUUCUCAAGGAGACACUAGAUCGAAGCUCUCUGCCGAAGACGGGCGACAAACCAAAGAUGAGCACAUGGCAGCUUGUCAGCAGUCGCGGGGUGCCGAAAGUCCUUCUCGUCUUUGUUUGGGCAGCUAUGCUUGGCUUUGCUUUCACUGCCAUUUGCCCCGUGUACUUCUACGAGCCUGUGCAUCUGGGAGGUUUUGGCUUCUCCGAGCGCUUCAUCUCGCUCUUCAUCUCUCUUAACGGUAUCGCACAAGCUCUUUGGCUGCUCGUUGCCUUCCCACCGCUGCACAAACGGUUCGGCACGAAGGCCCUGCUUCAAGGCUGCGGUUUGUUCUGGGGCCCAUUCAUGCUUUUCUUCCCACUCAACAACUGGCUCCGCCGAAACGGCUGGGACACGAUUUUCUGGAUCAUCGCACCCAUCAACCAGUCGCUGGGAUCGGGGGUCGCGAUAGCAUUCACGGCAUGCCAGUUGGCAGUCAACGAGGCGGCGCCCAGCCCGGAUUUGCUGGGCACUCUGAACGGCGUCGCGUUGACUAUGCAGUCUGCUGUUCGAGCCGUAACGCCCAGUCUCUUUUCAAGCAUAUAUGCCGUGGGUGUGCGCAGACAUAUUCUGGGUGGACAGCUGGGGAUGUUGGUUCUUGCCGCGCUGGCGACAGCCUUCUUCUUUAUAUCGAGCCUGCUCCCGACGAAGUACGAAAAGAUAUCAGAACGUCGUCACCACGAUGAGGAACAGGCCAACGGCUCGGCACCUGUGUUAAACGAAUCAAACGGAGACUAGUCUUGUCUAAGAAUAGAGCUGAUCUUUUCGCCAUUAGAUCGAUUAUGCCGCUUGCUAGAAUCUCAUCUCUCGCGAUAACAAACUCCAAUCUGUAGAUAGUAUUCAUUUAGAUCCAUCAGACUCUCUUCAUCAGAAUUACGUCAGUUCUACUGUUACUUCUUAUUCCCAUCUCUACCAUUGUCCAGAUCGCCAAAACGGAAGCCU
Molecule: messenger RNA, 1952 nt
Organism: Verruconis gallopava
Lineage: Eukaryota; Fungi; Ascomycota; Dothideomycetes; Venturiales; Sympoventuriaceae
Exons: 3
Coding region: 222-1748 (508 amino acids)
Biological process (GO): transmembrane transport
Molecular function (GO): transmembrane transporter activity
Source: RefSeq, a predicted model, not a curated record